Messenger RNA from Ostreococcus lucimarinus CCE9901, 2157 nucleotides. RefSeq lists its product with no specific name. Gene Ontology annotation, biological process: Golgi to plasma membrane transport; exocytosis. Lineage: Eukaryota; Viridiplantae; Chlorophyta; Mamiellophyceae; Mamiellales; Bathycoccaceae. Gene Ontology annotation, cellular component: exocyst; cytoplasm. The record is from RefSeq and is a predicted model, not a curated record. The transcript is spliced from 2 exons. The coding region runs from base 1 to 2157 and encodes 718 amino acids.
AUGGAUGUCGCCGCCCUCGACCGCGCGCUCGACGAUGUCUCCACGUCCCUCGAAGCCUUCGCCGAGCACGGCGCGAGGCGCGCGCGCGACGUCGCGGUGUCACUCUGCGCCGAAGCCGCGCGCGGAGGGGUGGAGGACGCGAUCGCGGGCGCGCAGAAGGUGGUUGACGCGCUGGAGCGACGAAGGGCGGAGAGCGCGGCGCGCGCCGAGCUUCGGCGAGCGAGCGCGGAGGGCGCGGCGCGCACACUGCGGGAGACGGUGAAGAAACACGCGGUAGAACGCGAAAGUGUGUGCGAGGACAUGGCGAGGGCGUCGUUAAUGACGGAACGCGUGUUGGAACGGUUGGAGUCGCCGGCGAACGCGGAAGCUGCGAGCGCGAGUCGACGCGCCGACGCGUUGGGGACGUUGGCUGAUGUUUUGGAGUGCGUGUGUGCGUUUUCUAAGGGUGGCGAAGCGGUCGCGAAGGCGUGCGAUGGACUGUUUGCGGACGCGGCGCGACGAGGCGAAGCGGGACGCUUGGCGAAAAGAUCACUCUCCGUCGUCGAACGCGCGCAGUCGUGUCGCAUCGCGGACGAGGACGCGGGCGCGGAGCGAUUAGCGCUCAAGGACGCCUCGACGGCGUUGCAAAGGUACUGUGAAGACGUUGAAAACGCACUUUUGGACAAAUUUGCCGCGGCGUGCGCGAAUAAGUCGUACGCAGCAGCGCGAGCCGACGCUGAGGCGUUAUUUGAGUUCAACGGCGGACACAGCGUCGUCUCGCGGUACGUCGCGAGCCGUGAAAUGUUCAUCUCUGCGAACGCGAUGGAAGAGAUUCAACGCCUUCGUAACGUCGUCGAGCGAUCGGUGAUUCUCGGCGAGGAUGAAUCUUUGUGCACCGAGUGCGUUCGCACAUUUUUUGCGCAAAUUCAAAGCGCGGUGAAAAGGGAAUUUCAAUCGAUUACCGCCGCGUUCGAUUCGCGCGCUAUCGUCGUUCUUAACACUCUCGUGCAUCGGAUCGCGGAGCAGCGAAUCGGGGCGUACGUUGAGACUUUUCUCACCACCGAAUUGCGCACCGCAGCGUCGCUUCGGCAGCGCCUGGCACUCACGGCGCUGUCGUUGCGCGAGAUUGAGAUUUUGAAUCGCGCGAUACGUGAAAUGACGAACGACGACGCAGACGUUGAGGCGAUCGAUCCGGACGUGUUUUUUGGCAUCGGGUGUGAGACGCUCGUGGACGAUGAGUGCGCUUGUUUGGACUCGGUGCCCAGCGAUGACGACGUCUUGCCGCAGCGCGACGCGACUGAGUUCUCUCUGGAUGAUUUAUGUGCUCGUUACAAAGAAGCGCUUCUUCGAGUCGAAUCGUGCGUGCCUGGGACUUCGAUUGAAAGCGUGCGAGCACGGCUCGCCGAGGCAUUCCUGGGCCGCGUCACCCGUCUCGCGCAGAGGCAUCUUCGCGAAUCGAUUGCGGCGACAAAGUCGGCGAGCGCGCGUCUCAACGCCUGGACGACGCGUGAAGAAGCACGCGCCGAUGUGUUCGAGCCCGUGUUGCUCGCUUCCAGGAACAUGAACGCGUGGCUCGCACGUGCGCGCGAUGCGAUCGAUACGAUGAACUCGGAGCUCUCUCCUGGCACAGUGCGGCAAAUGUUUGCCGUCGCGCAAAGCCGACUCGCCGAGGAAAUGUCGGAGGUCUUAGAGGCCAUGACGACGCGCGGCAUGACGCUAGUGGACGCUAAAUUCCGUGGUACGCAGCGAGCGGUAGACUUCAAUGACGAAUCAUCGUUUGCCGAGCGUGAGACAGAGGCGUGCGUAGCCGUGGUUGAUGCUCUCGACGGUUUGGCGAAGACGACGCUCGAAUGCUUGGAUUCGGCAAACGCGGCGACGCUCUUGAAUGAAAUCGGCGCUCAAUUUUAUUCCUUGCUCUUCAGACACGUGUGCAGAUAUACGUAUACCAUAGUUGGCGCUAUGCAACUCAAGCUCGACGUCAACGCGUACGUUUCAUGGGUACGAAAGACGAUGACAGCUCGCGAGAGCAUCGAGCGAUUCGAAGCUCUGUCGACUCGCCUGAAUUUGCUCGUCGUACCGGAAGAUGCGCUUGAUGAUUUCGUGUAUGAACUCGAAGCUCACGCUCACGAGAAUAUCGCGGAAAUUAGAAUGCUACUCAGGCUUAGAAAGACAACCUAG